AUGGAAGGCACGUGUUCGGGACGGUACGGAUUUAUCGUCUGCAUCACGCACAUCGAGAACGUUUCGGAAGGGAUCAUCACCGACGACGGCACGGCUCGAGCAAAGUUCGCGGUGGAAUACGACUGCGUCGCGUACCGGCCAUUUAAGAACGAAGUGUUGGACGCGGUCGUGACGCAAGUGAAUAAGUUUGGUUUCUUCGCGGAAGCCGGGCCGUUGCAGUUGUUCGUGAGUAAUUCGUUGGUCCCGGACGACGUGAAAUACGUGACGGAUGAGAAUUGUUACAAGUCGGACGACGGGCAGAUUACGAUUGGGGUAGAUUGUGAAGUGAGGGUGAAGAUUGUCGGGAUGAGAAUAGACGCGAACGAUAUUUUCUGCAUAGCCACGAUUAAGGAGGAUUACUUGGGGUUGAUUGGUUACGCGGAGGGAGAUGCGGCGGUUGGCGCGGUAUAA
Messenger RNA from Bathycoccus prasinos, 450 nucleotides. RefSeq lists its product with no specific name. The transcript has a single exon. The record is from RefSeq and is a predicted model, not a curated record. The coding region runs from base 1 to 450 and encodes 149 amino acids. Gene Ontology annotation, cellular component: P-body; RNA polymerase II, core complex. Gene Ontology annotation, molecular function: translation initiation factor binding; single-stranded DNA binding; single-stranded RNA binding. Lineage: Eukaryota; Viridiplantae; Chlorophyta; Mamiellophyceae; Mamiellales; Bathycoccaceae. Gene Ontology annotation, biological process: positive regulation of nuclear-transcribed mRNA poly(A) tail shortening; transcription initiation at RNA polymerase II promoter; positive regulation of translational initiation.